Messenger RNA from Lodderomyces orthopsilosis Co 90-125, 1665 nucleotides. Its product is annotated as hexadecenal dehydrogenase. Gene Ontology annotation, cellular component: cytoplasm. Gene Ontology annotation, molecular function: aldehyde dehydrogenase (NAD+) activity. Gene Ontology annotation, biological process: aldehyde metabolic process. NCBI's taxonomy places the organism in Eukaryota, Fungi, Ascomycota, Pichiomycetes, Serinales, Debaryomycetaceae. The record is from RefSeq and is a predicted model, not a curated record. The transcript has a single exon. Bases 1 to 1665 code for a protein of 554 amino acids.
AUGGCACCCACAUCUACUGCUUCUGAAGCAUCUUCAAACAAGAUUGAAGAAUCAUAUGCUGAAAUUGAUAAAAUUAAUUCCAAUUCAUGGUACACCCCUAUUGAUCAAAUUGCUCCCAAGGUGCAAAAAGUUACUGAUGCAUUCUUUCAAAGUCAAAAAUCUCAUGAUAUUCAGUUUAGAUUAAAUCAGUUGAGAAAUCUUUAUUUUGCUGUUAGGGAUAACCAAGAUGCUUUGGUUAAAGCUUUGGAAAAGGAUUUUUAUCGUGCUCCAUUUGAAUCGAAAGUCUUGGAGAUUGAAACUGGGUUGAAUGAGUUGGUUCAUACCAUGGCUCGUUUACAUGAAUGGAUGAAACCAGAAAAAGUCACUGAUUUACCAAUUACUAUGCAAUUAAAUCCAGUUUAUAUUGAAAGAAUUCCGUUGGGUGUUGUUCUUGUUAUCACUCCAUUCAACUACCCUUUCGUUUUAACUUUGGCUGCUGUAGUUGGUGCUAUUGCUGGUGGUAACCAUGUUGUUUUAAAACAAUCAGAAUUGACCCCAAAUUUCUCCAACUUGUUUUCAGAAGUAUUUGCUAAAGCUUUAGACCCAGAUACUUUUGUUGCUAUUAAUGGUGGUAUUCCUGAAACUACUGAAGUAUUGAAUCAAAGGUAUGACAAGAUUAUUUACACUGGUAAUGGUACCGUUGGUAGAAUUAUUGCCAAAAAGGCUGCUGAAAAUUUGACUCCUUGUAUUUUGGAAUUGGGUGGUAAAUCACCAGCUAUUAUCUUGGAUGAUGUUACCGAUUCAGAUAUUAGCACUGUGGCUAGAAGGAUUGCCUGGGGUAGGUUCACUAACGGUGGACAAACUUGUGUCGCUGUUGAUUACGUCUUGGUUCCCCAAAAAUUACAUUCAAAAUUUGUUGCUGCAAUGAAAAAGAUCUUGGAGGAGGAAUUUUAUCCUAAAUUGGAUAAAAACAAUAAAGAUUGGACUCAUGUUAUUCAUGAUCGUGCUUAUGGAAAUCUUACCAAGAUGAUUGCUAACACCAAGGGUGAUAUAGUUGUUGGAGGAUUGAGUCAAGCUGAUUCUGAAACCAGAUUCAUCCCACCUACUGUCAUUGAUAACGCCACUUGGUCUGACUCUUCAAUGCAACAAGAAAUUUUUGGUCCUAUUUUACCAAUUAUUGUGUACGAUAACUUAUCCAAUGCUGUAAGGGAGAUUGUUAGACAACAUGAUACUCCAUUGGCCCAAUAUGUGUUUACUAGUGGCUCAACUUCGCCAAAAAAGAAUCGUCCAUUGAAACAAAUCAUCACCAACGUCAGAUCAGGUGGUUUAAUUGUCAAUGACGUCAUAAUGCACGUUGGAUUAACCAAUGCCCCAUUUGGAGGUAUUGGAGAAUCAGGUUAUGGAGCCUAUCAUGGACAAUUUUCAUUUAGAUAUUUCACUCAUGAAAGAACCACUAUUGAAUCUAAGUUGUCAACUGAAAAAAUGAUGAUGUCAAGAUAUCCUCCAUUCACUCCUGGAAAGGAUAAAUUGCUUGCUGCUGCUCAACAGAGUUAUAAUGGUAAAGUUUGGUUUGGUAGGAAAGGCAAUGUCCCAGUCGACGGACCAAGCGGUGUAUUUAGUGUUUGGAAUACCAUUGCCGGAGUUUUCAGCUUGAUUGGGAAAUUCACCACUACAAAGACCAACUAG